AUGCCGGUAUCGCGCAGCGCAAGCGCAACGAAACAGCAAAGGUUAUCGACCUCACCGGCGACAGGCCGCUGUCAUGCGAUCUUCAUCAUUGUCCAGUGGCGGCAUGAUAUAAGAGAAGGGGACGACGAUGACAAUAGCAACAACAACAGUGGUAACAUCGGAAGGAAUAGCGACGACGACGACAAUAGUCUUAACGAACGACAACGAAAGCGAUGUAAUAGUGAAGAUAGAGCUGCGAUGACAGCUGUGAAUACCAUCAAAUAUUAUUAA
Gongylonema pulchrum is the source of this 270-nucleotide messenger RNA. Lineage: Eukaryota; Metazoa; Nematoda; Chromadorea; Rhabditida; Gongylonematidae. The record is from the annotation of a GenBank genome assembly.